Dentiscutata erythropus is the source of this 459-nucleotide messenger RNA. The record is from the annotation of a GenBank genome assembly. Lineage: Eukaryota; Fungi; Glomeromycota; Glomeromycetes; Diversisporales; Gigasporaceae.
AUGUCUAAUUACAUGUUAGAGGAUAAUAUACCCUCUGUGCAUGAUGAUGAAUUUUCUGGCUAUGAGGAACUGAAACCACUUAGAUCUGGCAAAUUAUCUGCUUGUAAAACAAAGAAGCGAAAAAAACGUGAUAAUUCCAGUAUAUAUGCGCAUAACUCUUCAACUAGAAAUAUGCUUGGCUAUCUUUGGUCAAAGCAUCAAAUUGAUAAAGACUAUCCUGAGGGAACCAACACUAAUAGCUCAAUUAUUAAAGUGAUGCAUAUUAUUACAAAAUGGAAGCAGGAAAAAAUAAUGCAAUUAUUAGUUGAAUUUAUCAUUGAAGAUUGUCAACCUUUUCACAUUUUACAAAGUAAAGCUUUUCAUCAUCUCCUAAACUAUAUGGAGGCUAGAUUUCAAAUUCCUUGUAAACAGACUGUGAAAAAAAUGAUACAAAUCAAGAGUAUAUCAGGGUUACAGUGA